AUGGAAGAACAUGAUCAAACGAUGAGGAUUAGUGAUGCACAACCAAACGUACAAUCCACAGAGCACAGCGUACACCUCGACCGAAACCUGUCCGGGUCUGAGUCCGCGCCGUCCUCGCCUUCGUCGUCUCCUUCGCAUGAAUUCUCCUUCACCUUCACCCUCCACCCGCGGGCGAAAAAAGAUAGCAAGACGGAACACUCUCCUCCCUCGUUGGCCGAUGCGAUCGACCUAUCUCCGGCCAGCGAGAUCUUCUUCCGCGGCCACCUCAUCCCCCUCCACUCCCUCCCCGGCCCCGCCUCGCUGCCGCGGUUCUCCACCAGCUCCCAAGGCAGCUUCACUCCCCCAAUCGAGGAGAUAAACAGCAUCAACAACAACAACAAUAACAAUAAUAAUAACAGAAUCAAAAGCCGCCACGUGGCGGAAGAGAAAAAAAAGAAAAAGUCAAAACCCUUCUCUUUCCUUGGGAUUGGGAAAAAGGAGAGAGAAGACAGCGGCAGCAGCGACAGCAGCAGCAACGACGAUCAGAAUAGUCAGAAUACGGAGAAGCGGAAAUCGAGGUUCGAGGUGAUCAAGAAAUGCGCGCGAUCUGUGAUGGCGCUUCUGACGCCAGGAGGGCGGCGGCAGGAGAUCGCCGGCGAGUUUAUCCGGCAGCAGUCGUAUUCGUUUGCGGGGGAUGUUAGGGUCAGUGAGAGGAAGAGCGGAAUGAGGGGGCGAUUUUCGGUGCCGUGGUCGGUGAGGGCCUCGCCGAGGCACAGCGGUAUGCUGGCGGCGAGCGGCGCCUCGACUCCGCCGAGGAAGAGCGAUGCGACCAUGGAGGAGAUGCAGGAGGCGAUUCGGGCGGCGAUCGCUCAUUGUAAGAGCUAA
Molecule: messenger RNA, 864 nt
Organism: Salvia hispanica
Lineage: Eukaryota; Viridiplantae; Streptophyta; Magnoliopsida; Lamiales; Lamiaceae
Product: BRI1 kinase inhibitor 1-like
Cellular component (GO): plasma membrane
Molecular function (GO): kinase inhibitor activity
Source: RefSeq, a predicted model, not a curated record